AUGCUUCGCAAGGGAAUAACAGAGAGCUUUGGAGCUGCUAUCCAUGCCCUCAACACCACUCAGCUGACAGAUGGUGUGAUUAAGAGGAGCAAAAGGAUGAUGCUGGACACGCUAGGUGUUGGGCUGUUAGGAACCAGGACAGCUGUCUUUAACAAGGCUCUCAAAUACAGCCAGUUGUUCAUGUCUGAGAAGAGGAGCAGUGUUUGGGGUAAAUCAGACAUAUCUCUUCCUCCUGAUUACGCUGCUUUUGUCAAUGGCAUUGCGGUUCACUCUAUGGACUUUGAUGACACUUGGCACCCUGCUACCCAUCCCUCAGGAGCCGUGCUACCGACCCUGCUGGCCCUGGCAGAGACACUGCCCAGCCAGACCUCCGGUCUUGACCUGCUGCUGGCCUUUAAUGUUGGUAUCGAGGUGCAGGGCAGACUCAUGAGGUUCUCCAAAGAGGCCUACAACAUCCCUGAAAGAUUCCACCCUCCCAGUGUUGUUGGGGUGAUGGGGAGUGCUGCAGCCUCUGCUAAGCUCCUGGGUCUGUCCCCUGCACAGUGCAGUCAUGCUCUGGCUAUUGCAGCCUCCUCUGCUGGGGCUCCGUUGGCCAACGCUGCCACACAAACCAAACCCCUCCAUAUAGGAAAUGCUGCUCGGAGAGGCCUGGAGGCCGCUCAACUGGCCAAGAUGGGUCUGGAGGGGAAUCCAGACAUCCUGGAUUUGAGCCGUGGGUUUGGGGUUUACUAUAAGGACUACAGUCCUUCUGCAAUGGCAGAUUCCACAUCUAGUGACUUUAAGUGGAUUCUGGAAGAUCAGGAUGUGGCCUUCAAGCGCAUCCCUGCUCAUCUAGGGAUGCACUGGGUUGUGGAUGCAGCGCUGGCAGCCCGCGCAAAGCUUGAAGAUACAGCCGGGAACUUUGACCUCAGCCAGAUCAGGCACGUCACACUCCGAGUGCCUCCAUCCAAGUACGUUGACUGCCCCUUACCUGCCUCAGAGCACCAAGCUAGGCACUCAUUUCAGUUCAACGCUUGCUCCGCCCUGCUGGAUAACAAAGUGACGGUGUCUUCCUUCAGUGAGGCUCAGAUUAACCGGCAGGCUCUGAAGGAGCUCUUGUCUAAAGUGAAGGUGGAGACGCCUGAAGGUAACCAGCCCAGCUUUGACAAGAUGUACUGUGAAGUUGAGCUACAAACCUACCAGGGGAAGAGUUAUGUGGCCAGAUGUGAUACCUUUUAUGGCCACUGGAGGAAGCCACUGAGUCAGGAGGACCUGUUGGAGAAGUUCAGUGUUCAUGCUUCUUCAGUGUUGUGCACAGAGGGGGUGGAGGGCGUGAUUGAUGUGAUUGGAAACAUUGAGAGAGUGAAAGAGUGCUCAGUCUUGGGUUCUUAUCUGAGGAUGACAAGUAAUCAACACGAGCAGUUAUACAGCUCAAAGAAUUUGUGA
Morone saxatilis (striped sea-bass) is the source of this 1425-nucleotide messenger RNA. RefSeq names its product aconitate decarboxylase 1 (gene acod1). The transcript has 5 exons. NCBI's taxonomy places the organism in Eukaryota, Metazoa, Chordata, Actinopteri, Moronidae. Gene Ontology annotation, molecular function: lyase activity. Bases 1 to 1425 code for a protein of 474 amino acids. The record is from RefSeq and is a predicted model, not a curated record.